Molecule: messenger RNA, 387 nt
Organism: Aspergillus fumigatus Af293
Lineage: Eukaryota; Fungi; Ascomycota; Eurotiomycetes; Eurotiales; Aspergillaceae
Product: RNA polymerase II mediator complex head subunit MED22
Exons: 4
Coding region: 1-387 (128 amino acids)
Biological process (GO): regulation of transcription by RNA polymerase II
Cellular component (GO): mediator complex
Molecular function (GO): transcription coregulator activity
Source: RefSeq, a predicted model, not a curated record
AUGGAUUCUCAACCUUCAUCUAAAGCACUACAUAAUCGCAUCAAUGCCAACAUCUCACAAUUACUACAGCGAUUUGAGAAUAUAAUGGCAACAGCUACUGUCCCUGUGGCCCAAUGGCUGACUUCCGUCUCUCAGGUUGAAAAUACAAGUCACACAGCAACGGCUGUAGAAACGUAUCAGCUUGACGUGGAGUCAACGGCGCUGGUGCGCGCAGCAGAGGAUAUUCUCUCCCUCACCCGCACAAUGAAGGAGGCCUGGCUGUUUGGGAAACUCGACACGCUGGGGGAAGACGAAGCGGAUGUGAAACGGAGAGAGCAGUUGGAGAGCAAUGCUGAGGCGAUCCAGAGAGCUAUAGCGGAGGGUGGGCUGCUGAAGCCGGCGAAGUGA